CCAGGUUGUCAGGCUGACUUCUGGGGCCCCCACUGCACUAACCGGUGCCAGUGUCAGAACCGGGCCCAGUGUAACCCCAUCACGGGGGCGUGUGUGUGUACGGACGGGUACCAGGGCUGGCGCUGUGAGGAGCUGUGCGAGGCGGGGCUCUAUGGGAAGGGAUGCCAGCUAGAGUGCCAGUGUCUCAACGGUGCCACCUGCCAUCACGAGACCGGAGAGUGCCUCUGUGCACCGGGAUACACCGGGGCUAUCUGUGGUGAGCGGUGUCCCUCUGGUAGUCAUGGCGCCCAGUGUGAGCUGCGUUGCCCGUGUCAGAACGGUGGAACGUGCCAUCACGUCACGGGGGAGUGCUCCUGCCCCGCUGGAUGGAUGGGCUCGGUGUGUGCCCAGCCGUGCCAGUUUGGCACCUACGGCAUCAACUGUAGCCAGGAGUGCCCCUGCCGGAACAGAGGUCUCUGUGAUCACGUCAGCGGGCAGUGCCAAUGUACAGCCGGCUACAGCGGAGAGAGAUGUCAGGAGGAGUGUCCGGGGGGGUCGUACGGUCCUCAGUGUUCACAUAAGUGUGACUGUCAGAACAGAGCGAGGUGUUACCAUGUCAACGGGGCCUGUCUGUGUGACGAGGGGUUCAAAGGUCCGAGCUGUCAGGACAGGUUCUGUCCCUCUGGACUGUAUGGACUCAUCUGUGAUAAAUACUGUCCCUGUAAUACCUCAAACACACUCAGGUACCGUCUGUAUGGACUCAUCUGUGAUAAAUACUGUCCCUGUAACACCUCAAACACACUCAGGUACCGUCUGUAUGGACUCAUCUGUGAUAAAUACUGUCCCUGUAACACCUCAAACACACUCAGGUACCGUCUGUAUGGACUCAUCUGUGAUAAAUACUGUCCCUGUAACACCUCAAACACACUCAGGUACCGUCUGUAUGGACUCAUCUGUGAUAAAUACUGUCCCUGUAACACCUCAAACACACUCAGGUACCGUCUGUAUGGACUCAUCUGUGAUAAAUACUGUCCCUGUAACACCUCAAACACACUCAGGUACCGUCUGUAUGGACUCAGCGAUAAACUGCCAUCCGUUGUCGGGGGAGUGUGCGUGUGCGGCGGGGUGGGCGGGUCUGUUCUGCAACGAGACCUGUCCGUCAGGUUACUAUGGCGAGGGAUGUAA
Oncorhynchus kisutch (coho salmon) is the source of this 1164-nucleotide messenger RNA. RefSeq names its product multiple epidermal growth factor-like domains protein 11. Gene Ontology annotation, cellular component: membrane. The record is from RefSeq and is a predicted model, not a curated record. The annotation marks the transcript as partial. The transcript has 5 exons. Lineage: Eukaryota; Metazoa; Chordata; Actinopteri; Salmoniformes; Salmonidae.